This is a messenger RNA of Adineta steineri, 1626 nucleotides long. The record is from the annotation of a GenBank genome assembly. NCBI's taxonomy places the organism in Eukaryota, Metazoa, Rotifera, Eurotatoria, Adinetida, Adinetidae.
AUGGCAACCAAUUCCGAUUCUACAACAAGUUUAACAUCAGCAAUUGCAACUAGUUUAACAAUAACUGAUAACGAUCUUUCUGGUUUGAUUAAACAACAAGUCGAUCUUGUACGACAACUAAAAGAUGAAAACGCUUCAAAUGAACAAAUACAAGAAGCUGUAGACAAAUUACUCAGUUUAAUAAACGAGCUGGUUACUCCCCAAGCUGCUACUGGUGAGGAGGAAGAGGCAACCGAUGGUAAAAUACAACUUAAAACACCUCGGGGUACACGUGAUUAUAAACCUGCUCAUAUGAAAAUUCGUGAACAAGUUUUUAAAAUAAUUACUGAUUGUUUUAAACAACACGGGGCUGAAACAAUUGAUACACCAGUUAUGGAACUUCUUCAAAUUCUUACAGGAAAAUAUGGCGAAGAUGGUAAACUUAUUUAUGAAUUAAAAACUCAAGGUGGUACAGAAAAAUUAGCUUUACGUUAUGAUUUAACUGUACCAUUUGCACGCUAUAUUGCACAAAAUAGACUUGCAAAUAUGAAACGAUAUCACAUAGGAAAAGUUUAUCGACGUGAUAAUCCAAAAAUGACAAGAGGCCGUUAUCGAGAAUUUUAUCAAUGUGAUUUUGAUAUUGCCGGUAGUUAUGAUUCUAUGGUAGCUGAUGCAGAAUGUAUCAAAAUCGUUAUCGAAAUUCUCGAUAAACUUGAUGUAGGAUCAUAUAAAGUUUAUGUCAGUCACCGUAAAUUACUUGAUGCUAUUUUUGCUGUAUGUGGUGUUCCAGAUUCACACUUUCGUCCAAUAAGUUCAGCUGUUGAUAAACUCGAUAAAACACCAUGGGAUGAUGUUCGAAAAGAAAUGAUUGAUGAGAAAGGUUUAGCACCAGAAAUAGCCGAUAAAAUUUGGGGUUAUGUUCAAAUGCAUGGAAAUGCUGAUCUAGUAAGUAAUCUUCAAGCUGAUGCUCAAUUAACAGGUCAAGAAUCAGCGAAGGGCGCAUUGAAAGAGCUUGGUACACUCUUUCAUUAUUUAACAUUAUAUGGUGUUAUGGAUAAAGUUGUAUUUGAUUUGAAAUUAGCUCGUGGUUUAGAUUAUUAUACUGGUGUUAUUUUUGAAGCUGUUCUUACAAAAUAUCAAUAUAAUCCAGCAUUAGGUGAUGAUCAAAUGGCUGUUGGAAGCGUUGCUGGUGGUGGUCGAUAUGAUGAACUUAUUGGUAAACUUGAUCCAGGACAACAAGUGCCUUGUGUUGGUGCAAGUAUUGGUGUUGAGAGAAUAUUUGCAAUUAAAGAAAAUCAAAUGGCAGAAACAAAAAUUAAAAUAAAAACUAUUGAAACAGAAGUUUAUGUAGCAUCACCUCAAAAGAAUUUCGUUGAUGAACGCAUAAAAUUAUGUAGCUAUUUAUGGGCGAAUGGUUUUAAGGCUGAAAUGUCAUUCAAACUCGAUCCAAAAAUCCUUGAUCAAUUUCAAUAUUGUCAGGCACAUCAAGUUGAAUUAUGUGUAAUUAUUGGUGGAGCAGAAUUAGCAGCUGGAACAGUAAAAAUUCGUGAUGUUAUUACAAAAGAAGAAUUUGAAGUUCAACGUGAUCAAUUGGCCGAUCAAUUACGUUUUUAUCUUGAAAAAGUUCGACAACGAACAAUAGAAUGA